Caenorhabditis angaria is the source of this 3407-nucleotide messenger RNA. NCBI's taxonomy places the organism in Eukaryota, Metazoa, Nematoda, Chromadorea, Rhabditida, Rhabditidae. The record is from the annotation of a GenBank genome assembly.
AUGAGAGGUAUGAUUUUUCUUUACUUUUUUAAUAGUUUUUUUUUUCAAAAAAAAAAUGAUUAAAAGUCAAUUAUAAUAUUUGUGAGCUCCUGAAUUUUCAAAAUGUAACAUAAACCAAAAAUCAAUCUGGUUCCUGUUGUUGGAAUUAUCAAAAUUAACAUUAAUUACAUUUUUUCUAAUAUAGAACUCGUUUUCAAUUCCAACAAGCCAUUCAAUUUUUUUUCGAAAUUUUGAAAUAUUUACAUUUGAUGAGUGCAAUUGACCUUUUCUCGAGAUUUCGUAACAAAUUUAUGAGGAUUUCUCACCAAUACGAUUCUACAAAAAAUCUUUUCGAAAUUCAAACAUCGAAAUAUAUGUAUGUUGAGAAUUUUUGAUUCGACAAUGUCAACAAUUUCAACAAACAUUUUUGAAAUGAAAAACUUGAAUCGAUUUUCAAAUGUGAACCAAACUAUCCAUAGAACUGAAACUGUUCAAUCAAAGUUUAUGCAAUUGUAUGUUUUCAUAAAUUGGCAGUAUUCAGGGUUUUGAAAAUUAUGGAAAGGUCUGGAGCAAAAAAUAGUUGUUCAUAAUCACAGGAAUUGUGUUAACCUCUCUAAUUUCUUCAAAUUCCCAUUGCUUAUCAUAUAUUUUCAACAAUUAGAAUUUUUGCAUAAUUUUCGAGUUCUUGAGUGUGAAAAUCAAAUUUCACCUAUCAAGAUCCACAAGUUGUUGAUCAUCUUCGUGAACUCAACUUUUCUGAAAAAAAAACACCAUUGAUCCAAUCACCCGAAUCUCAAUUUUCGAAUCAAGUUGGCUUCGUGCACUUUUGAAUUUUCUCGAUGUUUCUAGUAUCUAAUUCUGACGUUACUUCGUAUAAAUAAACAUGAGAAUGUAUCUUUUCCUCUCAAAAAUUCCACAUCGUAAGACUAAAAAACAGAGAAAAACAAAACAAAAAAUAGGUUCCGCUGUUCAGUUUAGUGUAAUAAUGUUGUUGGACUUUUUAAAAGGAUUUUUCUGAUUAGCCAAGAAAAACAUUUCCAGUUAUAACUGGAAAAAAGUCAUAUGUUGUGUUGUUUUUCAAGAAAAUUAGAUCAAUAUUUUUUCGCUUUUUUGCGUUUUUUUCAUAUGAAAACAAUUUUCUGCAUUUUUUGUUGUUGAAAAAGCUGAAAAGAAGAAAAAAAAAAGAAAAAUCAAUCAAGUUUUGUCUUUUUUUUUUCUCAAAUAUGACCUUCUCAAACAAAAAAAACACACAAAUUCAUUCAAUUCAACGAAAAAAAGGGGAAGAAUGAUGAAUGACGCCAUCACUUAUGGUGUUGACGCAAACUUUGUGCAUAUGUAUACACACUUGGUUUUUUUGUCUCGUUUUCCCCUUUUUUUCGCAUUUUUUGGCGUUUUUUUUCUAGGACAAAGAGCGAAAAACAAACAUAGAUUUUAUUUCAAUUUUUUCAUGUAUUUUAUAUUUUCAGUCCGGCUCGUUUUCGUACCAUGGCUCUGGAAUAAAAUGGCUUUUAUGAAGAGGAAAACUGUCAAAUUUUCCGUCGAUAUCCAGGUAUUUUUUUUUUAACUUUUUGAAGGUUUUCAAAUGAAAAACGUGAAAAAUUAUAGAUUUGUCACCUAUCAGAUGUACCUCUGGUAAAUGCCGUGGUUUUUGCGAAACUUAGGCUUCUUGAUGGUGGAUCUUUUGAAGAUACAACUGAGCGAGUUGAGGUAAAUUAUUCAUUUUAUAAAAACUUACAUAUAUAAAAUCCAUUCUGAUAUGUGAAGUUAUUCAGGUGAAAAAUCAUAGUGCGAGUUUCAACACAAGAUCUGAAUUUUCUUGCCGAAUACCAUGCGAUCAAACAUCGGGAACACUGGAAAAAUGUUUGUGUCGCGUCUCGAUAAGAAAAGUAAGUCUAAAAAAUUUUGAUUGACUUAGAAUGAAAAUUCAAAUGAGCAUUUUCAGGAACAAAAAGGCGGAAAGUCGUUUUACAAGCUCGGAUAUGUUGAUAUCAAUUUGUCGGAAUUUGCAGCGUCGGGGAUUGAAGGUGAUUGAUUUGUUUUUUUUUGUUGAAAAUUUGACUAAAAGUAUUGAAGAAUAGACACUAGAAUGAAAAGUUUAAUCAAUAAUUUUUGAAAUGAGACAGAAAACAAUGACCAAAUAUUCAAAAAUACAAUUUUCAUUCGCUUUGAAAUUAUUGAGAAUAUAUCUUUUGCUGUUUCUUGAAAUAUUUUUCCUGAAAAAGUGAAAAUAAAUCGCCUGAAGCUUUGAAACAUUUAACCAAAUAAGUUACCCAAAUAUCUGCGAAAUGUGAAUUGUUUUUCAAUUUUCGUUUUUCAAUCUGCAAAUUUUAAGAUUAAAAUAAAAUUAUUUCAUGAAAAUCAUGAAAAAAAAGCUUCAGAAAAAUUUCAACAUCAAGCCUCUCAACUGACUUUUUUCAGGAAUCUCUCGAACAUACCUACUGAGCGGCUACACUUCCAAUCAACGUCUUGACAACUCAAAAGUAUGCGUCAAAGUUGUGAUGUGUCAUCAGAGUGCAGAUCCGUUUUUCCGAGUGUAAGUAAAUUUGUUGCUUUAUUUUUAAGCUAGUAUAAUCAAAAUAUUUUUUAGACCACGUUUAUCAAAUGUUGGUAUUGGUGAAGAAAUAUCACUGAAUCCUGAAGCCUUCAAAGCUCUUGAUGCAAUUGAUUCCGACUCGGAAGAAGUUUCGAUUCAACCAAAAGCAUCGAUUAUUGAUGUUCAAGGUAAAUUCAUUUGCACUGAAAUUUAAAUUGUAAUUUUAUAAGCUUACAUUAUUCGAUUUCAGAUUGUGUAUCAGUUCCAAGUAGUUCAGCAGUUGAUGAAAUUGUUACUGAAAGAAAAGGAAUAUCGAAUAGUCAUCAAAUGACGGCGGUACAAUUGAGAAGGUUUAGUCAAGAUCGAUCAGCGCAAAGGAUACAAAAUACAAGGUAAGAACAUUAAAUAUAUUUCAUAAUUUUUGACAAGUUUCUAGAAAAUUAACAAAAAAAACUAGAAAUUUAGUCAAAAAACGUAUGUUUGUGAAAACUGUUCAGAAAAUAUACCCAAAAAAUAGAACUAUUCAAAUUCUGCAAAAAAAAUUGAAAAGAAAACUAACUCUAAUUUUUCAUUAAAGCUAAAUCCAAAACAAUUCCAUCAUUUCAUGAACUAUUAUAUUUAAUAAAUGAAAAAUGAUUUUCCUACAAGCAAAUUAAUCUGAAAAAUUAGCCGAAUAUCAUCAUUAUCAUAAAACCUUUCUAAACCUCAAAUUUCCAGGUUCGACGCUGACAACGUGAUUGACAAAAUCAUCGCGGAAUGUCGAUUAUCCGAAGAAGGCACCACAACACCCGACUAUCAUGGUUUAUCCCUUGAAAAAUUCCUCGACAAAAACGGCAAGCCACUAAUUGGCAAACAAAUAAUAAAACGAUCUUCGGAUCAAUUCAAAGAAGACUAA